Molecule: messenger RNA, 1435 nt
Organism: Rosa rugosa (rugosa rose)
Lineage: Eukaryota; Viridiplantae; Streptophyta; Magnoliopsida; Rosales; Rosaceae
Exons: 7
Coding region: 202-1350 (382 amino acids)
Molecular function (GO): hydrolase activity
Source: RefSeq, a predicted model, not a curated record
UUUUGGUAAUUUAUCCUCUGCCAGUGGAGUACUCUAGUCCUUAACCAGAAGCUGAUACAAGGCGGCAGGCAGUUGUGUUCUAUUCCUCUGUUUUGUUUCAUCGCAGCCGGCCAUUCCCCUCCGAUGUGCAUACGCGGAUAACUGGCUUUGUCAAAAGUAUAAUCGCUCCGCAUCUGGAGGCCAUAAAAAGAUCAAAAGUUAAUGCUCUGCAUUUUCACUGUACACAUGGUACUAAGUGUUGCCGUAUCUUGCUUGAGCUUUUCGCAAUAUGCUUAUCAUUCAAACGACAUGUCAAAACAUAUAUCAUUGAGUAAAUAUAGAAGAGACAUAAGGAGGGGUUGCAUUACAAGGUCUCAAAUUUUGCCUUCAGUUCUUGGGGAUGCUGAUGGGUUACGAGUAUUUGUGCUCUCAGAUUUGCACACUGACUAUACUGAAAACAUGAAAUGGAUCAAGGACUUAUCGUCCGUCAGAUACAAGAAUGAUAUUCUUAUUGUAGCUGGUGAUGUUUCUGAGACAUACAAGAACUUUAUAAUGACCAUGUCUCUCUUGAAGAAUAAAUUUGAACAUGUCCUUUAUGUUCCUGGGAACCAUGACCUCUGGUGCCAUCGGGAGGGAGAAAUUUAUCUUGAUUCUCAUCAGAAGUUAAAUAAAGUGCUAGAUGCGUGUAGAGGACUUGGAGUUGAGACAAAUCCAAUAGUUUUAGAUGGCUUGGGAAUUAUUCCUUUGCUCUCAUGGUAUCAUGAGAGCUUUGAUAAGGAGGAGGAAAUAACCAAUAUCCACAUUCCACCUCUAGAGAUGGCAUGCAAGGACUUCAAGGCAUGCAAAUGGUCUGCGGAACUGUCAAAUGGAGAUAUCUCGCUUGCCCUGUAUUUCGAUGCAAUGAAUGAGAAGAAUCAAAACGUGAUCAAGGAGAUCCAGAACACAUGUAGCCAAAUAAUUACCUUUUCUCACUUUGUCCCCAGGCAAGAGCUGUGUCCAGAGAAAAGAAUGCUAUUCUAUCCGAAGCUUCCAAAGAUUAUUGGCUCUGAUUGUCUUGAGGUCCGUAUAAGGUCCAUCCAUGGGGUUGAAGGAAGUGCAUCUGCAUGUCAUGUGUUUGGUCAUACACAUUUCUGCUGGGAUGCUGUGCUUGAUGGUAUCAGGUAUGUGCAGGCUCCAUUAGCUUACCCAAGGGAACGGAAGAGGAGAAUGAAUGGGGGUGAAAAUUGGUUGCCAUUUUGUAUCUAUUCUAAUGGAAAGUUGUCUGAUAGGCUUUCGCCGUGUUAUUGGUCUGAUUAUUACUCUUCCAACCCAAGAACACCUCAUAACACUAAACUUGCCCCUUGGGUUGCCAGGUUUUAUAACCAAACAUGACAGUUCAAUAGACUUUAUAACCAGUUUGAAUUUAUUGAUGUAAUUUCUUUCAUCUAUGUAAAGCUUCUGAAUGUUGUUGCUGUUA